Passer montanus (Eurasian tree sparrow) is the source of this 916-nucleotide messenger RNA. RefSeq names its product ubiquitin C (gene UBC). The record is from RefSeq and is a predicted model, not a curated record. Gene Ontology annotation, molecular function: protein tag activity; ubiquitin protein ligase binding. Bases 162 to 851 code for a protein of 229 amino acids. NCBI's taxonomy places the organism in Eukaryota, Metazoa, Chordata, Aves, Passeriformes, Passeridae. Gene Ontology annotation, biological process: modification-dependent protein catabolic process; protein ubiquitination. Gene Ontology annotation, cellular component: nucleus; cytoplasm. The transcript is spliced from 2 exons.
CGGAGGCGCGCGGCGCGAGGGAAAUAGUGCGCAGCGGAGUGAUCCGAGGGCGGGGGCGGGGCGCCGGAGGCCAUAUAAGCACCUAGCGGAGGGAUGCGUGGCGCAGUUGGCGCUGGGUGAGGUUUGUGCUGUCGGUGGGGCCGAGCGGCGCCGCGGGAAAAAUGCAGAUCUUCGUCAAGACCCUGACAGGCAAGACCAUCACCCUUGAGAUCGAGCCCAGCGACACCAUUGAGAAUGUCAAGGCCAAGAUCCAGGACAAGGAAGGCAUCCCCCCAGACCAGCAGAGGCUGAUCUUUGCUGGCAAGCAGCUGGAGGAUGGCCGCACCCUGUCUGACUACAACAUCCAGAAGGAAUCCACCCUGCACCUGGUGCUGCGCCUCAGGGGUGGGAUGCAGAUCUUCGUCAAGACCCUGACUGGCAAGACCAUCACUCUGGAAGUUGAGCCCAGUGACACCAUUGAGAAUGUCAAGGCCAAGAUCCAGGACAAGGAAGGCAUCCCCCCAGACCAGCAGAGGCUGAUCUUUGCAGGGAAGCAGCUGGAGGAUGGCCGCACCCUGUCUGACUACAACAUCCAGAAGGAAUCCACCCUGCACCUGGUGCUGCGCCUGCGAGGUGGGAUGCAGAUCUUCGUCAAGACCCUGACUGGCAAGACCAUCACCCUUGAGGUCGAGCCCAGUGACACCAUUGAGAAUGUGAAGGCCAAGAUCCAAGACAAGGAAGGCAUUCCCCCAGACCAGCAGAGGCUGAUCUUUGCAGGCAAGCAGCUGGAGGAUGGCCGCACCCUGUCCGACUACAACAUCCAGAAGGAGUCAACUCUGCACCUUGUCCUGCGCCUGCGGGGUGGUAACUGAACCAGCAGGUUGUUCCAAAUAAAAGGUUCCCUGCACUUGUUCAUUCCAAUAAAGCUGUUGCAUCU